This is a messenger RNA of Quercus robur (English oak), 1095 nucleotides long. RefSeq lists its product as uncharacterized. The coding region runs from base 171 to 989 and encodes 272 amino acids. Gene Ontology annotation, biological process: endoplasmic reticulum to Golgi vesicle-mediated transport. Gene Ontology annotation, cellular component: endoplasmic reticulum-Golgi intermediate compartment; Golgi membrane; endoplasmic reticulum membrane. NCBI's taxonomy places the organism in Eukaryota, Viridiplantae, Streptophyta, Magnoliopsida, Fagales, Fagaceae. The record is from RefSeq and is a predicted model, not a curated record. The transcript is spliced from 5 exons.
UUUUAUUUAGAGAACUUAAUAUACACUCUCUGAUCUGUUAAAAUUUCUCUCUCUUUAUUCUCUCUCACAGUUUUCACUGCACUUUUUCGCGAGAGUGCCCAAACCUUCACUGAAAACCCUGCCAGAGCUCAGAUCUGAUCGCUGGAUAAUUCGCCGAUAUCUCCAACGAAAUGUACAGCAAUGUGGGGACCCAGCCUGGGGUGCCAAGACCACCAGUAAAUGCAGCAAAUGCUCCACCUAAUCCAUUUGGGAAUGCAUUUUAUGGAGCUGGUUCUGGGCUUAUCAGAGGUGGAUUGGGUGCAUAUGGAGAGAAAAUUUUAGGAUCGAGCUCUGAAUAUGUGCAAAGCAAUAUAAGUAGGUACUUCUCGGAUCCCCAAUACUAUUUCCAAGUGAAUGACCACUAUGUGAGGAACAAAUUGAAGGUUGUUCUGUUUCCAUUCCUGCACAGGGGCCAUUGGACCCGGAUAACUGAGCCAGUAGGGGGCAGGCUGUCUUAUAAGCCCCCAAUUUAUGAUAUAAAUGCACCAGACCUCUACAUUCCAUUUAUGGCAUUUGGUACCUACGUUGUUCUUGCUGGCUUCUCAUUGGGUCUUAAUGGAAAGUUUAGCCCAGAAGCUCUGAACUGGUUGUUUAUCAAGGGAUUGCUUGGGUGGUUUGGGCAAGUCUUACUUCUGAAAUUAACACUGCUGUCAUUGGGUAGUGGGGAGGCACCCUUGCUGGACAUUGUGGCUUACGCAGGGUAUACUUUCACAGGCAUGUGUUUGGCUGUCCUUGGGAAGAUUAUCUGGGGAUACUCUUACUAUUUUAUUAUGCCUUGGACCUGCUUAUGCAUGGGAAUCUUCUUGGUGAAGACAAUGAAGAGAGUCCUCUUUGCAGAGGUGAGGAGUUAUGAUUCAAGCAAGCACCACUAUCUCCUGCUCUUUAUUGCUCUGGCUCAGUUCCCACUUUUCACAUGGCUUGGCAACAUUACUGUUAAUUGGGUUCUAUAAAUUGCUUCCUUUUACAAUGUAGAAACAGCUUGUGUUUAUAGCAGUUUUUUAAAGUGUUGUAGUCAAUUUUCUCGGUUAUAUAUUAACUGACCAUUCUUUGCUCCCA